Vitis vinifera (wine grape) is the source of this 3417-nucleotide messenger RNA. RefSeq names its product glutamate receptor 3.4. Gene Ontology annotation, molecular function: glutamate-gated receptor activity. Lineage: Eukaryota; Viridiplantae; Streptophyta; Magnoliopsida; Vitales; Vitaceae. The coding region runs from base 267 to 2645 and encodes 792 amino acids. The transcript has 7 exons. Gene Ontology annotation, cellular component: plasma membrane. The record is from RefSeq and is a predicted model, not a curated record.
UAUUUUAUUUGUAGGGGGAAAAAAAAAAAUACAGUUUAGGGGUUCUCACUUCCCAUAGUGUUCUAAAGGGGGAAAAAGAAGGAUUCUUUACUGAGAUUGCAAGAAUUUUUGAGAUCUCUAGUUUGGGCUGUUGAGUGUGGAGUGCAGGAUUGUACGGGAGGCUUUAUCUAUAUAUGGAGUUGAUGCCAUCUUAGGGUUGCUUAGUUUCUCGAGUCAAUGCUGGUGUGAACUGAAGGUUUGACCUAUAAGUGCAAGCUUUCUUGGACAUGGAAGUGAACUUGACUGCUGGGUCUGGUCGGGUUUUCAUGGCAGGAGUGCUGCUGCUGAUUUUUUGUAUUUGGGUGCCCAUACUGGGUAGGGCUCAAAAUGCCAGUGUUUCUUCUUCAGCUGCAAAUGUUGUGAAUAUUGGUGCCGUGUUUACUUUGAAUUCAUUCAUUGGAAGAGCGGCACAGCCGGCGAUUUUAGCUGCAAUUGAUGAUGUUAACUCUGAUUCGAGCAUUCUUGAAGGGAGGAAACUGAACGUUAUUUUUCAGGAUACAAAUUGCAGUGGAUUUCUUGGAACAGUGGAAGCAUUGCAGCUGAUGGAGAAAGAUGUGGUUGCCAUAAUCGGCCCACAAUCAUCUGGAAUAGCUCAUGUUAUGUCCCAUGUCGUAAAUGAAUUUCACAUACCACUUCUGUCCUUUGGGGCGACAGAUCCCACCCUCUCUGCACUGCAGUUCCCGUAUUUCCUCCGCACUACACAGAGUGACUAUUACCAAAUGUAUGCAAUUGCUGAUUUGGUUGAUUUUUUUGAAUGGAGAGAAGUAAUUGCAAUUUUUGUAGAUGAUGAUUAUGGAAGAAAUGGGAUUUCAGUAUUGGGUGAUGCCCUUGCUAAGAAGCGUGCCAAGAUUUCUUAUAAGGCUGCCUUCACACCUGGAGCCACCAAGAAUGAAAUCAGUGACUUGUUGGCUGGAGUGAACCUAAUGGAAUCUCGAGUUUUCGUUGUACAUGUUAAUCCUGACUCUGGCCUGUAUAUUUUCUCUGUUGCAAAGGUUCUUGGAAUGUUGAACAAUGGUUAUGUUUGGAUUGCCACAGACUGGCUUCCUUCUGUUUUAGAUUCAUCAGAAACGGUUGAUCCUGAUCAAAUGAAUCAAUUACAAGGAGUUGUUGCACUUCGCCAUCACAUCCCUGAUUCUGAUCGCAAAAAGAGUUUUACAUCUAGGUGGAACAAGUUGAAGAACAAGGGGAUUUCCGGCCUGAACUCUUAUGCUUUCUAUGCUUAUGAUUCUGUUUCAUUAGUUGCACAUGCUCUUGAUGUUUUUUUCAAAGAAGGUGGAAAUAUUUCUUUCUCUAGUGACCCAAAGUUGCACGACACAAAUGGAAGCAAACUACAAUUAUCUACACUCCAUACUUUUGAUGGUGGCCAGAAAUUACUCCAAACCCUAAUUACAACAAACUUUACAGGUCUGAGUGGUCAGAUUCAAUUUGAUUUGGAGAAGAAUCUAAUUCACCCAGCAUAUGAUGUUCUCAACAUUGGUGGAACUGGAUUCCGCAGAAUAGGUUAUUGGUCAAAUUAUUCUGGUCUCUCAGUCAUCACUCCAGAAAUCUUAUAUACGAGGCCUCCAAACACUUCUUCUAGCAAUCAUCAUCUUUACAGUGUUAUAUGGCCUGGUGAAAUUACAGCAAAGCCUCGGGGAUGGGUGUUCCCUAAUAAUGGGAAGCCACUGCGAAUUGGGGUGCCUGACCGAGUAAGUUUUAAAGAUUUUGUGGCGAGAGACAAGGGGCCCCUUGGGGUCAGAGGAUAUUGCAUUGAUAUCUUUGAAGCUGCAGUAAACUUGCUGCCUUACGCAGUUCCACACACAUAUAUGCUAUAUGGCAAUGGUUUGAGAAAUCCUAGCUACGAUGAUCUUGUGUCUCAGGUUGUGGGAAAUAAAUUUGAUGCUGCUGUUGGGGACAUCACAAUUGUUACAAAUAGAACAAGGAUAGUGGAUUUUACCCAGCCUUUCAUGGAAUCUGGACUCGUCAUAGUUGCUACGGUGAAAGAGACAAAAUCUAGCCCUUGGGCUUUCCUCAAGCCAUUCACCGUGCAAAUGUGGUGUGUUACUGGUGCCUUCUUUAUUUUUGUAGGAGCAGUUGUUUGGAUUCUUGAGCAUCGUAUAAAUCAAGAAUUCCGUGGUCCACCAAGCCAGCAACUCAUUACCAUCUUUUGGUUCAGUUUCUCCACAAUGUUUUUCUCACACAGAGAGAACACAGUGAGCACCCUUGGACGUCUGGUGCUGAUCAUAUGGUUAUUUGUAGUGUUAAUCAUCAACUCAAGCUACACAGCUAGUUUGACAUCAAUCCUCACAGUACAGCAGCUGACAUCACGGAUUGAAGGAAUUGAUAGCUUGAUCUCGAGUAAUGAUAAAAUUGGAGUUCAAGAUGGGUCCUUUGCAUGGAAUUAUUUGAUUGAAGAGCUCAACAUACCAGUGUCUAGGCUUGUCCAUUUAAAAGAUCAGGAGGAAUAUGCUGAUGCCCUCCGGUUGGGACCAAAAGAAGGUGGGGUAGCUGCCAUUGUUGAUGAGCUUCCUUACAUUCAGGUCUUCUUGGCCAAACUGAACUGCGCCUUCAGGAUUGUUGGACAGGAGUUUACAAAAAGUGGGUGGGGAUUCGAAACUCCAAGAUAAUCUCAUGUUCAAUUUCCUUCUUGACUCAGGCAUUCCAAAGGGAUUCUCCUCUUGCAGUUGACUUGUCAACCGCCAUUCUUCAGCUCUCAGAGAAUGGUGAACUCCAAAGAAUCCAUGAUAAAUGGCUAUCAAAUAAGGAGUGCUCCUCGCAACUCAGCCAAGUUGAUGAAAACCGACUCUCACUCUCAAGCUUCUGGGGCCUAUUUCUCAUUUCUGGCAUUGCAUGCUUUGUAGCUCUCACCGUAUUCUUCUUUAGGACCUUUUGUCAAUACCGCAGAUAUGGCCCAGAGGAGAAGGAGGAGGAUGACAACGAGAUUGAUAGUCCAAGGCGGCCUCCCCGCCCUGGCUGCCUGGUUUUUAUUGACAAGAAAGAAGAAGAGAUCAAGGAGGCUCUUAAGCGGAAGGAUUCAAAGCAACGGGCUAGCAAUUCAACUCCUUAGAGUUAGAGCUACUGAUAACUAAUGUUCAAUUCAAAUUCCCGUAUACUAAAUUAUCUGCUCCUUUCCUUCUAUACCAAAGGUUAGGCAGAUAGAAUCAAAUAGCUAUUUGCCUGGCUUUCUCAUAGAAAUUCAGAAGGCUUUUUGCUGGUUAUAUGCUAUAUAUCUGCAUAACACAAUGCUCUCUGUUCUACCUUUUUUUUUCUUUUUUUGGUCCUAUUUAUUUUUUUCCAAAGGAAGGGAGCAUGUAUUUCAAGAUGUAGAUAGUUCUUUGUAGUUUGUAUGUGAUCUUCAUGGAGGAAAAUGAUGUUAUAAAGAGCAUUUCUUUGGCUAAA